Messenger RNA from Pelobates cultripes (western spadefoot toad), 31372 nucleotides. Lineage: Eukaryota; Metazoa; Chordata; Amphibia; Anura; Pelobatidae. The record is from the annotation of a GenBank genome assembly.
CUAUGACUUCCGGUGAGGGCGUGUUGAUAGCGGCCAGCGCCUCCUCUCCCCUCCCAGACCAGCAGAGGCAGCAGCAGAAGCCGCAGCUCCCGCCAGCCCCUCCCGCCGUCGCCAUUCCUCGCCCGCCCGGCUCUCUCCUUCCCUCCCUCCCCGGGGCCUCUCGCCUCCGGAUCGCUCCUUCCUCCCCAUUCCUCCCUUGUUUUUCCUCCCCCUCUCUCCUCCUCCCUUCCCCGUCUCUCACUCGGUGUUUUCCCGCCCUCGCUCCUCACGGCGGUCGUCCUUUGUAAAUUGGCAGGUAAGCGGCGCACAGUGACCGGUCAGUCAGGCUUUGUUAUUGCCGCGGCUGGCUAGGCCCGAGCUCAUUGUAUUGGGUGCUCCCACCAUGUGAGGCGGCCAUGGCAGCCGCGUUAACCCCCUCCUCCCCGGGAGGAUGGAGCCUGGCCACGUGACCAGCACGCUCCCAGCGAUGAUAAAUAUGGAGCCCAUCCAUCGCUGAAUGGAGCUCUCCUCCUCCUCCAUGGCGGCUCCAUGUGGCCAUCACACGCCCCUCUGCAUCAUGGGCCUCGGCCAUGCCCUGCUCCUGGAAGGUGACUGGGCUGCCCUGCGUGCAUGGUUAAAGGGCACACUAAAGCACCUGGAUUGAUGGAACCCCCCCCAAAAAACCCAGAGAACAUAGAGGGGGGAUGUUCCCAAUGACCUCUGAAUGUUCUCUUUAAGAAUAAUGCAGGCCCGCUUAUUUAACUUUAGUGAUCUUAUUACCAUGGCAACAUGAGCCAUUUAAAAAAAGUUAAUAUACUGUGUGCAUUAAUUAUAUAUUUAUUUAUUUUAAAUUGAAUGUUUAAAACACUUGCGUCUAAUCCACUUCUAUUGUGUUUUUUUUUUUUUUUUUUUAAUGGCAUAAGCAUAUCCUCACACCGCAAAAUUUAUUUUAGCAGGCUUUUUAGACUCAGAUUUUUGGCCAAGGAUGCUAUGUUGGUAUCUAAGAUAAGCAUAAGUGGAUUAUGCUGCCAACACUUUAUUUUUUUCAGAUUGACCUUUUAGAAUUGUGACCUAGAAAAGCCUACUUGGAUGUACAGUUAAAGGACCACUCUAGGCACCCAGACCACUUCAGUUUAAUGAAGUGGUCUGGGUGCCUGGUUCAGCUAGGGUUAACCCAUUUUUUUUUUUUUUAAUAAACAAAGCAGUUUCAAAGAAACUAUGUUUAUAAAUGGUUUAAUCCAGCCUCUAGUGGCUCUCAUUGACAGCCGCUAGAAGCGUUUACUUGCACAGCGAGAAGACGCAAGCAUCCAUAGGAAAGCCUUAUGAAUACUUUCCUAUGAGACUGGCUGCGUGUGCAGCUCCUGCUGCGCAUGCGCAUUCAGCUGGAGAGAAGAGCUCCCUGCCCGGCGCUGGAGAAAGGUACGAUUUUAACCCCUUCCUCUCCCCAGAGCCCGGCGGGGGCACCCUCAGGGCACUAUAGUGCCAGGAAAACAUGAUUAUUUUUUUUUUUGGCACUAUAGUGGUCCUUUAAUGUUUUCUCUCCAAAUGCAACUCCCCCUGAUCUGUUAAAAUUGAAUUAUUUUUUAGAGCGAAACAGAGUUCAUAUAUGUCUAAUAUUGUGUUGCUCCAGUAUUUUGUCUUGAGUUAGAUGUUAGUGUGGCAAGUCCAAGAUCAAUAAGUUGAUUGUUAUGGAAGUAGACAUCAGUUUGUGCUUUUUAAAACGUCCUGUAUUGUUUUGUCUUGCAGGCCAUCUUCUUUUGCCUAUGCCAGUAUGUUUGUGAAUUACACUUUUUCUGAUAGAAUUUACUACAGCAAGAAAAGUGAUGCAAAAUCUGUUGGCCCUAUAUACAUGUUAAAGGGACACUAUAGUCACCCAGACCACUUCAGCUCAAUGAAGUGGUCUGUGUGCCAGGUCCCUCAGGUUUUAACCCUUCAGAUGCAAACAUAGCAUUUUUAGAGAAACUAGAGGCGCAUCUGCGAUGCUGGAUGCAAAUUUUGCAUCCAUCGCGUCCAUAGUUCGCAUUCGGGGGACCUGACGUCGGACGGGGAGGAGAGGUCACCGGCGCUGGAAUAAGGUAAGCUGCUGAAGGGGUUUUAACUCCAACGCACCCUCAGGGCACUAUAGUGUCAGGAAAACCGCUUUGUUUUCGUGAUACUGUAAUAGUGUUAAUUUACUGUUAAAAUACUUCCUUAUAACAUGGGUUCAGGGCUCAACAUUUCCAAUUGCUACUAACCAUUGGCAAAUGGAAAUUGUAGUUCUGGCACGUACACACUCGGUGAGCAUACAGUGUGGGGUAAAUCUUAGGCCUGGCAAGUAGCAAAGAAAUACAAAAUUUGCAGCCCUGAUAAAUUGAUUUGGGUUUGUAAGUUAAUGUAUUUGCACAGUAGACUUCUUACAGGGUUAUUCAUUAAACUGUUGGGAAUUUAUAUUGAAUUUCAAAUUAAUGGCUGAACUGGAAAACGUCUAGCUAACAUGCUUACAGAUGUCUAAUUUGGUCAUAAUUUUAAAAUAUGAAUUCCCAACAAAAGUGUUGCUCAAGCAUUUUUAUCUUUUUUGAGUUCCUCUAAGAAAAAUCCUGCCCCCCCCCCUCCAUAAAACUCAAAUGUUUGUUUUACAAUUUUGUUCCUCGUUGUCAUUAAUUUGCUUCCAACAUUUAAAGUUGCCCUGUUCCUUUCACUACAUAUCGGCUGAGGAGACACCGUUUGAUUCUUUCCUGGCAUGGUGUUAACUGGAAAGUGGCGGUCACCUUAAACAUUUCUCCUAUUGUUACAUCUUCCUCUUUCAGAAUCUGUUUUUAUUUCUGCUCUAGUUCUCUUUAAAACAUAACGUAGGAACUAUUGUCUUCUGUGUUUUUUUUUUUUUUUUUCUAUGCUUGACAAAUGUGAGAAAAGGGUGGGGCCUAAGGCAAACGUAAAGGACCACUAUAGUGCCAGGAAAACACGUUUCAUGACACUAUAGUGUUAAUAGGUCCCCCUCCUUCCGGGCUAGGGGGAGGAAGGGGUUAAACACUUACCUUUCUCCAGCGCCUGGCUCCCUCUUCCGGCGUCAUCGGCUGAAUGAAUGGUUGAAUGCACGGCAAGAGCCGCGUUUUCAACCAGUCCAUAGGAAAGCAUUUCUCAUUGCUUUCAUGUGGACGCUGGUGGUUUUUCUCAGUGAGAAGCGCUUCUAGCGGCUGUCAAUGAGACAGCCACUAGAGGCUGGAUUAACCCGAAUGUAAACAGAGCAGUUUCUCUGAAACUGCUCUGUUUACAUGUGAAGGGUUAAAACCUGGGGGAGCUGGCACCCAGACCACUUCAUGAAGCUGAAGUGGUCUGGGUGCCUAUAGUGGUCCUUUAAUUUAAUGUCAAGAUUGGCAUUUAAAAAAAAUAAAAUAAGACAAAGCAGUCCCCACUUUGUCGGAAUUUAAAGAGUACUAGAACAAAUUCUGAAAGAUGAAAUGAUAGUAAAAAGAUAAGUUUGUGACUGAGCCACAUUAAAUGAAACUGAUGUGUCCUCUGUCACGCUGAAUAGAAAACUUAAGCAUUUCUUAAAAAUAAAAUCUGUUUAGGAAAGUCAUAACGACUUAUGCUUCAUUGACGUUUAAAAGUCAUAAAGGACCACUAUAGUGCCUGGAAAACAUACUCGUUUUCCUGGCACUAUACUGCCUUGAGAGUGCCCCCACCCUCAGGGUCCCUCUCCUGCCGGGUUUUAGGGUGAGGAAGGGGUUAAACUUACCUCUUUCUCCAGCGCCGGCGGGGAGCUCUCCUCCUCUUCGACUGAAUGCGCAUGCGUGGCAGGAGCUGCACGCGCAUUCAGCCAGUCCAUAGGAAAGCAUUCACAAUGCUUUCCUAUGGACGCUGCUGUCUUCUCACUGUGAAAAUCAGUGAGAAGCCCUCUAGCGGCUGUCAAUGAGACAGCCACUAGAGGCUGGAUUCACCCAUGUAUAAACAUAGCAGUUUCUCUGAAACUAUGUUUAUAUAAAAAAAGUUAACCCUAGCUGGACCUGGCACCCAGACCACCUCUUUAAGCUGAAGUGGUCUGGGUGCCUAUAGUGGUCCUUUAAAGAAACAAGACAAAGUAGAGGCUACUUUGGCUUUUAGUAAGUGUGCCUUGACAAAAGACUGAGCUAGAUCCCUCAGGUUUUGUCACUUCCCCCAGCCUUCACAGGCAGUAGCUGUGAAAUAAAGUAUUCUCUUGCAUCGUGAAACUACUUAUGGAAGCUCUCAUGGGAUCUCUUGUAGACAUCAGUGUCGUACCUUUGUGGAUGUGCAAGAGUACAGCACUGAUGUUGGCUCCUGGUUAGUGAAGCACCAUGAAGAUUAAUAUUGAAAAUGGUUGGAGCCCUGCAGGAUUUCAGGGUUGGGAGAUCGGCCGUGCGCUCCCUGAAAAUAAUGCACACCUACGUUUGUCAACCAAUCAGAUUGAAGCAUUCAACGGUCUUGUAGUAUAGGGUGAUAUAAAUAACCCAUUAACUCCCUGCUGAUAAUUAUAAACUCACCUGUUGGUGUCCUGAAAGCAAGAUAUAAGAAAACAUGUGACGUGACAGUUCCUCUUUAUGUCCAUUAUAAUACUAAUUCUUGAGCAUUUGUUGUCCAUGGACCAAAUAUAAACUGGGAAGUCCUAUCGUAAAAAAUCUUGCAAAAUAUCUUGGGAUUUGUUAAGAAAUUAGGUUAUAAAGUAAAAAAAAAAACUUAUUUGGAAUUGCAGAUUGUAGGCCAGAACUAUCGCAGUGGGAAAUUUUAGUCGCUGACCAAAAGAAUAAUUUUCGGUUUAAUUCCCCAAAAAUCUUUAUAAAAUAGCAUUGCUUAUGUUGGAGGAUUCAAUUUUGUAUCUCCACUUGUGGUAGUGGACUGAAAGUGGUGUUUGGUAUGAUGUACCUAUAGGAUUAAGGUGAAUUAGAGUUUACACUUUUUUUUUUUUAUUUCUCUGAAUAUUUUUAUAUGCGGUUUACAGAAAGUAAAUGAGGGGGGGAAAAAAGCCAAACACACUGAAUGAAAAGUAGGAGCCACCACUUAAUAGCACUUUGACCACUUUGAUUUGAUGGGGUCAUGGUGCUUGUUUGUACAUACAAAGAUAAAUUAACUUUGCUGUUAGCCCGUCUCUGGUAGGUGGUUUUUUUUUUGUUUUUUUUUUUUUGCAACCUGGAAAUGCUGCUAAUUUUAGUGUAAAUUUUGUGCGUAAAAUUCGCCCUAAGGAGACGAGAUAUCACCGGGGAUUGGAAUGCGGGAAGAGCAUGGCACUAACAAAACAGUGCUUUAUUAACACUUGGAUUUGAGUAACCCUUUAAAGCAAAUCCGAUAGCAUUCUAGUCCAUAACUAGUGCUCCACAACCUGCAUAAACCGUUAUACUUAAUUCUUUUUAAUGCAAAGACUCCCGUGGUGCAGCUGACCUCUCUGCAUUCCACAAUGUCACUGAGGAGGCAUUGUUUUCUUGUCACUGAGCUUCUUCGGACAUCAUGCACAUAAUGUGGCAAGUGUUACGCACACCCAGGGCUUCUCAUAGGAAAGAAGUGAAUUAAAUGGUUGGUUUGAGCUGCAACAUCAUAUGACAAAAUUCACUUGACUAUUGCAGUGGAACCGCCUCUAGUACAAAAACAUGACAGCCACCAGAGAUGUUUUUAACCCUUCAGGGUAAAUAUUCCAUGAAGGUUUAAAAUGGAGGACCACUGCCCCAGACAUUCAUUUAGAUGAAGUGGUCUGGUUGACUUUCAUAGUCCUUUAAACUGUACAGAUGUAUCUGGGAAAAUGUAAAGGGACACUACAGGCACCCAGACCACUUCAUCUUUGUAGUCUGGGUGCAGUGUCCCUGUCCCCUUAACCCUGCUAUGUAAAACAUUGCAUGGUUACAUUAAAGGGUUUAAGACUGGCUUUUCACGCCGUUUAACUCUCUGAAAUAACGCUGGACAUCCUCACACUUUGCAUGAGGACGUCCAGUGUGUUGCAACCCUCCCCCUCAAGGAAUAUAUGCGUAUUGGAUUCCCGCUCAUGCUGAUGAUUGAGCUAGCGCUCAGGGACCUUUGCGCUGGACUAAGGUGAGUGUUUAAUGGAUUGUUUAACCCUCUCAUUGUCACAGCUUUGUAUUCCCAACACUAUUGUGUUAAGUCUGCAUUUUCUAUAAAUGCAUAGUUUUUUUUUAAUAUUUCAUAUUGCUUCUGUUAUUAAAACUCACCUUGGAAGCAAGAUGUGCAGAUUGAUUUCUAUAAGGGGCUGUUUACAAUAAGCAUGUCUGGUCUGCUCUGCUCAUAAAGUGGGUGGGAAUGCCUGACAAGGUAUGUGCUAGCUACAACAGGCUGGUGGGUACUCGGGUCAGCCAGUGCACGUAGUGCUCGUAAAUUGAUCUGGGAUUAGCAAGUUUGAAGAAGUUAAGGAAACUGCAGAAUUAAAAGUGUAACAUUCAGUAGAGAAGGAUCAUGUUAGAGGCUGGCUUUAGCUGGCCAGGGAGGGGAGAUAUGGCAUUCCCUGGUGGUCCGGUGGCAUGGACUGUGCAGUGGGGGCCAACAGCAAGCGCUAACUUACCUUCCCAGCAGCUCCCCUGUGUAAAUCUCGCGGCCUGCGUGUACGGUACUCGCAAGAUUUGCAUUGGGAGCUGCUGGCAAGGUAAGUAAGCUCUUGCUGUGGGCCCCCUUAUGACUGCCGGGCUUGUAAUGGGCCUGGCAGUUUUGGUAUAUAUUGGCAAUAUCAGUAUCUCUGUUGGCUGAUAUUGCCAAAAAUACUGAAUAUCGGCCAGACCGAUAAUCGGUUGAUCCCUAAUUAUAAUGGCAUUUUAAGAGUGCUUGAAACUCGUAAAGCCCUUUGGCUUGCUGAAAUGCUGAGUAAAGAGUAUAGUGUGGCAGGAGCUCUGGGCAUAUGCCUAUCUCAAGUGGCAGGCAGUUGCUUAGAGCUCUUGUCUUGCAAAUACUUAUUGAGCUGCAUUGUGAAGUCUCAUUGUACAGCCAAAAAGUCUGGGCUGGGUUAGAAGGGGUAUAGCGCUGCGGAAUUUGUUGGUGUUUUAUAAAUAAGGGGAAGGUUCACAAAGACUGCAUAAGAGAUCUGCAGCUUUUGUAAGUGGUUUCUACAUUUAUCCACAAUGAAAAAUGGAUAAUUAAAGGACCACUAUAGGCACCCAGACCACAUCAGCUCAAUUAAGUAGUCUGAGUGCUAGGUCCCCUGUAGUUCUACCCCUGCAUCUGUAAAUUUAGCUGUAAGCAUUUGGUGCUGACAUUGGCAGAGGAAGGAGAGGUCACCAGUACCGAAGCACGGCACUGGAUUAAGGUAAGUGGCUAAAGGGGUUUUAAUCACUUCAGCCCAGCGGGAGGGGGGCCUAAUAACCCUAUAGUGCCAGGAAAGCAAGUGUUUUCCUGACACUACAGUGCUCCUUUUAAUGCAUGUUUUUAUUGGGGGAGUGCUUACUAAAAAAAAAAAAAAUUCCCACUCUCUCAUUACUACUAUACUAAGUCUAACCUAAUCCAUUUUGAUUGAAAAAUGUCCUGCCUGGGGUGUACAUUGGAUAGCAUGUUGAAUUCUAGGAAAGCUUUAUAUUUUAGGUGUGUAGGCACAUCCAAGUUUAGCAAUUUGAUCAGCAAGGAUUUGCCAGAAAACUUUACCUAGGAUUGUAGAUGUCUGUCUACCCACAGGUCCCAUGCCUGUCUUUUGCAAGAUUGCACCUUAAGCUUAAAUUAAUAAAUGUUCCAUAUCUCCAGACUUUAGUGCAAGAGCAACAUCUAAAAGUGUUCCUUUGGAUAAGCCCUAUUAUCUUGUUCUUGGAAUGUAAAUUCUUUCUAGCAUUGCUCUCUAUCAAUCCACAUUACUUGUGGAUUUAUAUCACCACUGUAUAUUUGUUGAGCACUGCAGGGUAUGUUGGUGCUGAUGGUCACACUAGAGUAAUUUAUUUGUGGAAUUUGGUAUUUCAUUUACAGUUUGUGUUCUAGUCUCGUCUUAUCCUGUGACCAAAGAUCUGACUACUUUGUACAUCUUCUGCGUAUUACCUUGACCUGCAAGAACUCUUCUCACCAUGGACACUGGUGUUAUUGAAGGAGGAUUAAAUGUUACGUUGACAAUCAGGCUGCUCAUGCAUGGCAAGGUAAGUGCUCAAUCCAAGUGGCCAAUGGAACACUCUAAAGCAGGGGUCUCAACCCAGUCAUCGGGACCCCCUACCAGUCCAGGAUUUGGGGAUUACCUGGGUGUGUCUAAGGUGUUUAGAAAAAGGGGGGGGAAAAACACCUUAGACUCUAAGGGUUUUUUUAUAUAUAUAUAAACACCUUAGACACACCCAGGUAAUCCCUAAACCCUGGACAGGUAGGGGGUCCUGAGGACUAACGCUGAGAACCCCUGCUUUAAAGGCAAGCUGCUUUAUGUUUAAGGAACCUUGAGGCAGCGUGCAACUUGCUUAUUUUGCUGCAGCAGUAAUUUAGCUUUGUCUUUGGCAAAUGAGUGGGACAUUGUGUUUGAAUAGACUGCAUAUACAACAAUUUCUUUCAAAGACUAAAGGAAUUGUUCUGCGGCAUAGAGCCUGUCCUUUAAUGAAAAGGCAGUGUUGGUACCUCUUCUAGUGACUCCCUCUCCUUGCUACUAGAGGGAUUAAAGUAUUCAGUCCUUUAAAAUAGGGAUUGACCGAUUAUCAGCCUGGUUGAUAUUCUGUAUUUUCAACAAGAUGGUAUCUGCCUAUAGAGAUACCAAUAUUGCUGAUAAUACGUACCAGGACCGCUGGGCCCGCAGCAAGCACUUACUUACCUUCCCAGCAGCCCCCCUAUCUAAAUCUUGAGUCCCACAGCCGUCAGAGCGUUGCCAUGGGUUACGCAGGCCGCGAGAAUUAGACAUGGGAGCUGUCGGCCUGAAAGUUCAGAUAAUCGGUAUUGGCUCUAAAAAUCAAUAUCGGUUGAUCCCUACUUUAAAGAUUGCAGGACUGAAGUUUACUGAAUGUUCACCAUAGAGAUGCUGAAAUGUUUUGUAUGAAGAGUGCCUCCAGAACACCUGCAUUGCAAAGACUUCUCAUUGAGCUGCAUUGGGAAGUCUGUGAUUGGACAGUCAUGAAGUUUGGCUUCUGGUGAGAUCUGCAGCUUUUGCAAGCUGUUUUUAGAGGAUACUCCCAAUGGAAUAAUGCUCUUUUUUUCUUUUUUUUCUUUUUCUUGGAGUAUAUCUUCUAAUGAUAGGUAUUUUAAAAUGUAGGAAAAAAAAAAAAUUCUCUCCAGCUUCUUCACCUAAAGACCAAAUGCAGCUAGGUGGCACAAGUAAAUUGUCAACUAUCUAAAAUGGUUUGACUACUUAUGGUUCGAAGGCACUCCUAGUGCGAUAACCAGUAUAGUGGGCUGUAAUUCUUUGCAUAUCUAGGACAUCUUUCUGCAUCAUUUCAAAAUUAAUAGAUCAGAUUAAUGGAAUCUAGUUAGAAACUGUUGAAAUAGAUUAAUGUAGUUUUGUGCAUGGCAACUAAAUGCAAUUUCUUUGGGUUUUUUUUUUUUUUUUAUAAAGGUAAAAUAUAUAUAUAUAUAUAUUUUUUUUAAUCUUCAUCUUUGUAGGAGGUUGGAAGUAUAAUUGGAAAGAAAGGAGAAUCUGUGAAAAAGAUGCGUGAGGAGGUAGGUUUAACCCUUCUAGUCAAUGUGAUAAGGCAAUACUGCUUUUGUGUUUUCCACCUCUUCCAGUGUUGCCUAAAUGUUAAAGAAACAAGUGUCUGUUCUCCUAGAUCUAUUUUCUUUUCAGAGUGGGGCCCGGAUAAACAUCUCGGAAGGUAAUUGCCCUGAACGAAUUAUCACUCUUGCGGGACCUACAAACGCCAUCUUUAAAGCAUUCUCUAUGAUCAUUGAAAAACUGGAAGAAGUGAGUUUUCCUUUGUGUGUAUGUAUAUAUGUGUUGUCAGUCAGACUUGUAACAUUUACUUGAUAAGCCAUUUACUUCUGUUUCUUUUCCAUUUUGUAGGAUAUUAGCAGCUCUAUGACAAAUAGUACUGCAUCCAGCAAACCACCUGUGACGCUGCGUCUUGUGGUUCCUGCUAGUCAGUGUGGCUCCCUAAUUGGGAAAGGCGGUUGUAAAAUUAAAGAGAUUAGAGAGGUAUGGGUUUGGUUUUUUUUUUUUUUUUUUAUGACCAUGGUUUUUAAUUCUGAUCUUGCCUCUUAAUAGAGUGCCUGUGGAUUUUAAACUUUUGUGAAGUCUCUUGAACUGAAAUGCUGGAUUGACUGUUUCAUUUGUUCUUCCCUUGCCAUCAGAGCACAGGGGCUCAGGUCCAAGUGGCUGGAGAUAUGCUUCCCAACUCAACAGAGCGUGCAAUCACCAUAGCUGGCAUUCCUCAGUCCAUCAUUGAAUGUGUCAAGCAGAUAUGCGUUGUCAUGCUGGAGGUGAGACUUGAUAGUACAGGUUUGAGGUUCCUAAUUUUCUGAACAAAGUAACUGAUAAAAGAUUCUGAGCCUUUACAUUACUGGAAAGUAAGUGACUUGUUCAUAUGUGUAAUACAUAUAUUUUUUUUAAAUUUAUAGACUUUUUGUUUUUAUUGACCAAUAGUACAGUAUGUAUAUCUGUAUGCAAAAAUAAAACCACAAUCUCCACACCAUUAAAUGUGUAUAGUUAAAGUAUAAUUUGGUAAAAAUUACAAAUGUGAGGCAUGUAAAUGGGAAGAAACCACAGCUCAACAACAUGGAUCAGAGUUCAGUGUCCAACAGCAGUACUGGACAGUUUGUAGCAUGAGGCAGGCUGCCUGAAAAAUCUUUUCCAAAAACUCCACGAAUGAGGAAGGACUGGGCAAAGAUUGUGAUUGUGUAACAUAGAUGUCAAUAAGAGACUUGGAGCAGUGUAAGGUUGUGUAAAGCACCAAAUGGCACAGGGCACGGAGGGGAAAAGGAGCCAGGAAUGCGGAUAUACGGACAUUGAGAGAAGCUCAGGUGAUGCUUUAUCAUGUCCCAGAAAGGAUACCCCGUGCAUACCUGAAAGGAAUCUGUGCUCUCUAACACAGAUUUCCGCCUUCCCCAGAGGUUGCUGACCUUUCAGAAAGCCAACUUAUCCAGUGGAACCGUGUAUUAAAGGGACUGUCUGUGGCCCCAAAAAUGAGCUACUCAUUAGAGCGGUGACUUAUGUUUAAACGUCCUUUUAUUACAAACUGUUUUAUGUUCAUAACUUCUCCUCUAAGAGCUUGCAGGAGCCUCUGGUGUUUUUUUUUUUUUUGUUUUGUUUUCUGCUAACAGCAUAAACAUACUGUGCUCUAUUAUACACUAUGAACUUAAACACCCCCAUUCCCAAUGAUAUUUAACUCCUAAAUAAAAGCUUGCUCAGUGAGACUGCAGGAAGGUAAUAUAGAAGCACCAAAAGAAAUUUUACUAUUGAACUGAAGACUUUCCUGUGCCCUACCUACUUUAUACUGCAUAGCAUCCCAUGAAUGGAAGCCUAGACUUGGAUGAACAGGAACAAAUCUGACACUUUCAGAAAUGUCCCCCAAUCUGAUCUAUGCCUACAUCAUACGUUCUGCUGUUUUCUGAAUAGACGUCUGAGAGAAUUAAUGGAAAGCCCAGACUGAUGAGAAAUUCUUACUAGAUGCUUUAUUUCCUGGUACAGUCAGCUUGGCAGGCUGUGAUUGUUUCUUGCUGUCAGGAUCACCUUCUUGGGCCAUACAGCACUUGCUAAUGUCUGUAUCAGGCAUAGAAAGUUGAUUGUAAGCAUUGACAAAUAACCCAAUGGAAGGCUACUGAGUAAUCCAGGAACCAUUGGACCUAUAGGCUGAGAUCCCACAGUGACCUAACAUGCAAUGUUGCCUGUCUGCCAAAUGAUUAGUUUAUGCCUGCUAGUAGUGCAGUCUACUGUGUGGCUCAUUUUAAGCUAAAAUACUUGGCACUUAAAAUUGAAGUCAUUGUAAAUGGUGGUCACUCAUUUCUCUGGUAGGCAGAAAAAUUGGGAUUAUAGUGGUUCCCUCAUCUGUUUAAUAAUGUAGCGUGGUUUUUUGUACAAGGAUUUAUUUUAAUGUCUAUUGAAUGUGGCUUGUUUAUAACUGUAUCAAACUAGUAGCACACACUACUGCCUUGUUUAAUUUUUUUAUUUUUUUCCUUAACUUCCUUACAUUGACUAGUCUCCUCCAAAAGGAGUUACCAUCCCAUAUCGACCUAAGCCUUCCAGCUCUCCAGUUAUUUUCGCAGGUGGUCAGGUAAGAAUACUGAGAUCUGCACUGAGAUUUUGCUGCAUGUUUUAUCUCCGCCUUAAUAUCAGCAGUUUGCGUGGCUUGUACGGGAUCUGUGACAAAGCCUUUCUCUAGUAUUCAAAUAUCAAUCGUGUUCUGAAAAGGAGUAAUCUGUAAAUUUUUAAACUCUGUCAGGUGGAAUUCAAUGACCAUUAUAUUGUAUCAUUUGAUUUAUUGACAAUACAAGCUCACAAUUUUGCAUAUUGAUGUAACGUAUUAAGCAAUCCUGUCUUAAAGCUGUGAACGUUUACACCAUAUUGAAUACAGAAACCAGAUGACAUGAUUUUUGAAAGCUUGGGUGCACAUUUGUUUUAAAAUGACCCCCUCCAAACCCCCCAAGACAUUAAAAAAAGUGUGUGCACUAUCAAAACCCUUCUGAGGAAGCAUAGCUGCUUGGCUUUCCACUGGAUGCAUGUGUAAAUAUUAUACACAUAAAUGUAAUUUUUGUUAAAUUUUAUUUUACACCCUUUUUAGUCACUUUCUACAAUUGUUUCUUAAUUCUAGCAGUGAUGCAUCUUUUUGAACAAAGUGUAAGUGUCUCUGAUGGAAGUGCCUGCCUUAAAGUCUUCUUUUUAUUUUACCAUGGGUUACAAUCAUGGAUCCAAAAUGAGUUAACUUGGCGCUCAAUGAGCCCACCACAACUGAAUGGGAAAUAGGAGUUAAAUACUUGACUAAAGCAGGAAAUGUAACUGGCUGAAUACAUCUACUCUGGAUUAAAACCAGUCUUCAAUACAGUUUUGUUCUGGAACUGUAGUGAGUCCACCCUUUAUGAGCUUGCUGUGAGACUUGUUUUGUGAUGCUGUAAUUCCAUGGAACAAAUGACUGUCCUGAAUGUCUGGUUUUAUUUGUAGGAAUUUUUUUUUAAAUUGAAUCUUUCAUUUUACAAUGAUUUCCACAUGACCCUAUUGGCAAGCAAUGUACAACAGUUUCUGAGAUCUAAAACUGAAACUCCCGUGUAAAAUUGUACCUUCUGUUUUUGUAGGAGUGUUUAACUUGAGCCAUAAAUCACGUGCAACUGCAACGAUAUGGAGUAAAUAUAGUGCCUUAAUCUCAUAGUACACCUCCUGGCACUGGAACUGCUCCAUCCCAUAAAACCAAAAGUGCGUGUGCGCACACACCAGAAAGGUUGUAGUUUAACCAAGUGCAAUUAGUCUUUGUCAAAAGAUGAUCACUGUUCCAAACCGAAAGUAACACAACCUAUUGAUCUCUCAGGGUAAAGGAAAAAAAUGCAUAGUGAAAUAUUUUUUUUUUUUUAGAUGGAGGUGUGUGUGUGUGUGUAUAUAUGUGGCACUAUACCUUGCACUCAAACUCCAAAUUUCCAGACCGGGUGCACUCCCAGGGCUCCAAAUAUCCAAGUAGUAGUGUCAAAGGUUGCACUCACAGAUUCAUUAAAAAAAAUUAACUUUUAUUGAACUUUCCUAAAAAAUCGACGUUUCUGUCCUACUCAAGGACUUUCAUCAGGAUUAUGUAAACAGCAUAUAACAAUUAGACUAUAUAAGAUACAAUAAAUUACAGACUCGCCACAGGUGCUCCGUGCUAAGACCGGUGUCUAGACCGGAAGUGUGCGCAUGUGCGGGAAAACUCCGCCCCCCAGCGUGACGUCAUGCGUAAAAUGCCAUCGUUACUACGGUAACGUGGCUAAAUGUAAACAAUGAAAUAUUGCGAUCUUAAAUAUAUGCUAGGCAAACAUACCAAAACAGUGAUCCAUAUGUAGUGAUCUUACCAUAAGUGACAAUAGUUAAGGACACCAGAAACUGGCAUAGGACAAGUUUAAAUGUGGACUAUAUAUAAUAAAGUGCUAAUGGGUCUUAAAAAGUGCUAGUGCAGAAUCAAGUCUUCACUUAAAGUGCUAUAAACGUGCAGAAAAUAAAGUGCCACAGUGCUAAUGUGAAUAUAUUGUGACCCAGUACAAAUUAUAUAAAUAUUCAAGUAAUCCCAAUGACUAGAUACAUAUAAUAAACUAAUCAACCAGAAAAUUAUUCAAAACUUUUUUCUUUUGCUCCUGUCACUCAAAAAAUGUAUACCUUCAAAAAAUUAAUUAGUAUCACUAUUGUAUCCUGCAUCAGGGCAUAUAGAUCAAAUUUCUAAAGAUAACUGCUGAUGCUUGCUUACACUAAGCUUGUAUACAAUAUAUUAUCUAAUUAGAGGACGGCAGCAAAAUCAUCAUAAAAAAAUGCAUAUAGGAAAACUUAAAAUAAAAAACAUAAAUAUAAAAUCACACAUUAAAAAAACAUUAAGGGGCAUUCAGGCCAAAGUAAUCACAAAAAGGAAUGUAAAGACAAAGCUUCAUUUAAUCCUUUUGGAGACAGUGUCCAGCUCAUGUAUCCAAUAAGCUUCUUUGAGCAGCAUUUUCCCCCUAGCACUUCCUCUUCUAGGGACAGGGAUAUGGUCAAUGGCCAUAAACAUCAGUGUAGCCAAUGGUUGCUUUAAUUCAAAAAAGUGUUUCGCAACCGGUUUAUCUGAGCAACCAUCUCUAUAUGCCAAUCUAAUGGAGGAUCUGUGUCCCCUAAUCCGUUCGCAGAUAGCCGUCUCCGUCUUCCCAAUAUAACAAGCCACAGGCACAAGAUAGUUUAUAUACCACAUGUGAUGGUAUAUCGAAUAGUAUAUCUUCUAUUAUGAGGAUGACAAAGUUCUUGCAGGUGUAAAUGGCUGCAAGUCACACAGCCAAGACACUACAUAUGGAUCACUGUUUUGGUAUGUUUGCCUAGCAUAUAUUUAAGAUCGCAAUAUUUCAUUGUUUACAUUUAGCCGCAUUACCGUAGUAACGAUGGCAUUUUAUGCAUGACGUCACGCUGGGGGGGCGGAGUUUUCCCGCACAUGCGUGAACUUAGACUCACCACAGGUGCUCCAUGCUAUCUGUCAUUUAUUGUAUCUUAUAUAUUGUCUAAUUGUUUGUUAUAUGCUGUUUACAUAAUCCUGAUGAAAGUCCUUGAGUAGGACUGAAACGUCGUGGUUUUUUUUCUUUUUUAGGAAAGUUCAAUAAGUUAUUUUUUUUUUUUUAAGGAAUCCGUGAGUGCAACCUUUAAGUUCCUUAAGAUGAAGUGACCUGAAUCCCAUUUUCGCUUUAGAUUAUAGUGUGUGUGUGUGUGUGUAUAUAUGUGUGUGUAUAUAUAUGUAUAUAUAUGUAUGUAUAUGUGUGUAUAUAUAUAUGUGUGUGUAUAUAUACAUAUAUACAUAUGUAUGUAUGUGUAUGUGUAUGUAUAUAUAUAUAUAUAUAUACACACUAUAAUCUUGGUGUUCUAGUCAAAGUUUGCUUCAAUGUAGUCUCAGUUCUUAAAUAGGAUACCUGUAGCAAGUACAGAUAACUUUGCAGACCAAGGAUUCCUCCUUUGGACCCUAAUGUGUUAUGGGCACUGGUGAAACUUUUUUAUUUUUUUUUUAUUUUUUUUUGGCUUCAUUGUCUUUUCCUGGCAGGGUCCAAAUGAAGGAUACUUUAGUUUGCAGAAAACAAAUGCCUAUGUAUUCUUCAGGUAUCUUGUCUUAGGAAUUGACCAACAGAAUACCAGAGACAGAAUUUUCUGGCUUUUAUUUUUAAUAGCUCAGAUGCCUGAAUGCUGUGAUUGUGUAAUCUGACUUAGGUUUUUUAUUUUUGUAUUCUAUAGAAUAUGAAAUUCUCAUAUUUAAUUUUGCCAUUCAAUUCCCAGAAAUACCCAUUUGAUUCACUUCUGUUUUGUUACAUUUUGUCACUUUUUAAAAAAAUUUUUUUGAAAGGAUUCCUCCAUUCCCACCCCCUUUUCUGGUAUAUCAAUGUUAACUUUUUAAAACGUUUGUAGCAACGUUUAGAUUUUAAGCCAUAAUUAUCUUGGAAAGAGUCUGAGUCUAUGCAGUGAAGCCUCAUUAAUGUAAACUAAUAACUUUCUUUAUUUUUACAGAACGCACUAAGCUAUACAUUUAUGGCAUUGCUUGUAUGGGUUUCUUGUAGAUUUAUUUUUUUAAUACACUUUCAGUGCCUUCCAGAUUAUGCUUGAAAUUAAGUUAUAAUCCUGAAUUGGCCUAAGGUUUAAUUGAGCAAAGCAUGGGCCCCCCAUAUAGAAACAAGGGAAAGUUUUGGUGAAGGAAGAGCUUUGGCCAGUGGUCUCAUUUUGGAUCUGUGACUACUCUCCUUUCCCAUGGUUUGAAACUCUGGUGUCUGUCCUUUAACAAUAUAGUUGUGUAGGUUAAAGUUCCCAUGAUGCUUUGUCAGCCUUCUAUGUGACGGAGCAUCAUGACCUACAGCUGUUCUAGUGUCGGACAUCAGAGUAUGUGAAGGUGGGGUUACAUUUUAACCAAUGAGGACUGAGGCUUUUACUUUUAUCAGAGAUGACUGAAUCCCAUUUUCGCUUUGUUCAACAGGUUUCACGCCAGCCCGGAGGGCACGCAUGUGAGACUGACCUGUGGGAGGGGCGAAGGUCCCACACAGGGGGGGUCUCCCUAGAUGCUGUGGAUCUCCAUGGGGUAGGUCCUGAUGUAUUUAUCUUGCUGUUUGACCCUUAUGUAUUAAGUUUUAUGGGUGUUAAAGUAUUUACAUUCUUGUUUUUGAUUAGUGGGUGGCUUCCACCUGACAGUUUAUGUAGUGCGAACUAUAUGCUAUUAAGGUAUUUGUCACAGAUCAUAUGCAAUGUAACAAGCUUCAAGUAAGAUUAUUUGCUUAAUGCUUUUUGUUCAGAUGGUUCCUAGUUAUUACAAAUAUAUAUCAAUUGGCCAAAUAAUUCAAAUGACCACUUUUACCAAGCACUAAUACACUGGUAACACUUUUAGAGAUUUUCUUUUCCUUAAUGGGACACUAAAGCAUUAUGAAAAAUGAGCCCUUUUUGGCACUGCAUUUACCUCUUAAAUACAAAUGUGUAUUCCUGAUGCCUUAGUACCCUCGUGGCUAUUUAGGUGACUGAUCCCCACCUGCAGGGCGGGAAUAAAAGUACUUUUUAAAAUCACAUUGAUCUCAGACAAUCCAAUGCUGUGCCAUAGGAAGACAUUGGAAUACUAGAGUGCAACAUUGUGGUCUCUGAGACCAUCUGAUUUAAAUACUUUCUUUCCUCAAAUGCUUCUAGUGGCUUUCUAUGAAACCGCCAGUAGUGGCACUUAACACUGUAUCUGAAAACCUUACUUUUUCAUUUUUACUGUGCAGUGUUUAAGGAUGGGAGGCAUAGCACUCAGACAAGUUCCUUAAGAUGAAGUGACCCAAGUACCUAUAGUAUUUAAUUGGUGUCCUUUUAUACCAUCCUUUCAAUCUGUUCCCAAAAGAAUCGUUUUUGAAGUGUUUAACAUCCGCAGUUUAUAGCCCUGUGUGUAAUAUGAGUAAGACGUUAACAUUAUCCAUGAUGUAGUGGAAUUUUAAUGUUUGUUUUUAGGGGGUAAAUUGCACUAUUGACAGUUAUUUGUCUCGUGGUCUAUUUGGUUUUCUGUGUCAUGGUGUGCAUAACAUUGCAUAAUGUAAAAGCCAUAAUACUAUUCCUAUAUCUAUAUAAUCUAGCUAAAUCUGACCGCUGGGGAAGUGCUAUCUAAAGUGUGUUCUUGCUGUCAGACCUCUGCUAAUAAUUGACUGGCCUUGAAGGACACUGCUAUAUGCAGUUGUCCUGACUUCCUGCACAGCAACUAUAGUGCAUACAUUAUCUAUACAAGUGCUGGCUACAUAAGUGUAGAAGCGGAAUGGCUGUCAUACAAAAGCCAACCCACUGUUGAGCCUUAUUGGUAAAGUGUUUUCAAGCAGGACCCAUCAAUUAGAAUUCCAUUGUUGCCAGAAGUGGAUGUUACAAUGAUGUAGCACACGUGGCGCUGUGGACAUGCAACAGUGCUUUGUAAUGUAUUAACCGUAUCGCUUGAAUAUAUCUUGCCCAUAGGGGGAGGCCAAUUAAAGUGAACUUGCAUGCCUGUAUUUAAUAAUCAUUUUCUCUGUUAGCUUGUGGAAAUCAUAAUGCUACUGAAAAGCAUAAAGAGAAAAAUCAAAUAAAUAAAAAAAAUUAUCCUAAUUAAAAAUGGGAUUAUCUCCUAAAUACUGCUCAAACUGUCAGUUUCCCAAAAAAGCACUAUAUGUAGAAAGCUGAAAAGCGCAGUAAAAACCAGGAGCUCAUACACCUAGUAGUGCACUCAAGUAAAAACUGAAAAGUAAUCUUAAAAGAGAAAUUGGCUCGGAAGAGUUAAAUUGGUACAUAAAUCCGUAACACAACGAAAAUAGAAAUAAAAGGAGUACAUUUUAAACUUUGUGUGCGUGUGGUGGUUUAUUGUUCUUACUGCACAAAUCUUCAAGAGAUCUGAAUUUUGCACAAAUCACUGUUCCUCCAUGGUUGAAAAGCUUUUUGUUUUGUUUUUUUCUGCUUGACGCUGUCUGGAUGUUUAGCAGUAUCUAUGCUUGGCUGUCACUCAAACACAGCUAGCUGGCUGCCACUUAGUUUUAAUAGUACUCCCUUUCCUCCUUUUUUAUAGGCCUACACCAUUCAAGGACAGUAUGCCAUUCCUCAGCCUGAUGUAAGUUUGCACUUUGAUGUCUGGUGAAAGUGAGCACUGCCCACAUUAACUUCUCAUGUCCUUGCCUGUUUCAACCUUUAACCACCACAUCUUUUCUGUCUAGCUGUCUUUAGCUUUGGCCACAGCAAUUUUUAAUGAGACUUGUCAGAUGUGAGCAUGAUACAUAUGUUAGUAUAAUUAUCAAGUUGUGGUGGUUUUUUUUUCUUUUUCUUAAAACAAUCCUUUAGAAUGUCAUCCUAUUAUUGAUCUACUUCGCCUAAACUUUUUAUUUUACAUUGCACUGUUUACCAUAUCUGAUUUUUACUUAAAUUUUAUUCUGCAGCUGACCAAGUUGCACCAGCUGGCAAUGCAACAGUCUCACUUUCCUAUGUCUCACAGUGGCAAUACCGGAUUCAGUGGUAAGGUGUAUUUUUAGUUUGUUGUCCUGCUUAGUUGUAGUUUAUGUUCCAAAGACUACAAUUGCCGAUUUCAGUUUUUUUUUUUUUGUUUUUUUUCUUUCUCUUUCUCUCUCUCUCUCUCGCACGCACACGCACACACACACGAACCUAAUAAGGGAGUUCUAAAAUAUCUUGUGUAGAAAAUGAAUUUUCUCUCUGUUAAAGGUCAUUUAGAUCUCCUGUAGCAGGGUUUGGCAACCUUUGGCACGUGUCAUCCAGACUUAAAAGAGCACUAUAUGGUUAGGAAUACAAACUUGUAUUCCUGACCCCUAUAGUGUUAAAAUCACAAUUUAGGUGGCUUGCCCCUCUUAAAAGGUAAGCUUGCCUUAUUCCCAGCUUGGGUCUGCUGGCCCUACCUCUGAUCCACCUCCUUGGCUUACAUAAUCAGAAUUGAUGAUCUCAUCCGAUCGACUGAGAUCGUCAAGGGGGCCAAGCCAAAUGCAAGCUUUGAAUCAAUGCAUCUCUAUGGGGAAAGUUCAGUGAACGUAUGCAGCACGGCCACAGGAAAUUCCUCCAGUGGCCAUCUGAGGUUUGACCACUGAAGGUGUCCUAGGGAGAAAUGUAAACACAGCAUUUUCUCUAAAAAGGCAUUGUUUACAGCUAAAAAGCUGCAGGUGCUCACUAUACUCACCAACUUUAGUGAGUAUAAGCUGUAGUUGUUCUGGUAAUUGGACAGAUUUAGAGAUUCCUUAUCGCAGAUCAAUUGUACCACUCAUGAUCUAUGGCAACAUCAAAUAACCUCUGUGUGGUUUUUAUAUAUGUGUAUAUUUGCCCUUCCUGUCAUACAGCAUACUAUGAGCAUGAAAGGGUACAUGGAGGUGCUGCAUAUGUAAUUAGGUUGCUUGCUAAUAGAUCUCUCAGGAUGGUGUACAUAACUGCCAUUUAAUGGCUCCCCUAACCCCCACCCCUUGUAUGAGAUUUGGCUGACAGGUAUUAAGUAUUUAUUUUUGUUCUGUGAUAUGCAGUAAUCUAAGCAUGUUAUUUUACAGGAGGCAUUGAUGCAUCGGCUCAAACCACGUCUCACGAACUCACCAUUCCAAAUGACGUACGUAUGUUUUUUUUUUUGUUUUUGUUUUUGUUUUUUUGUUUUUUUUCAUUUCAUUCUCCCGUCUUGUUACAAAGGCUCUUAUCCCUCCUUACUACUUUAUUCACUUUAAAAGUUUAACCUUGAGGUAUAUUGGGUUGGAAAAAGUGGGAAGUAAACUGCUUACACAAGUUUCAUAAGCCACUUGGCUAAAAAAACUUCAUGAAAUCCAAAGUUGAACUGAGAACUUGUAUAUAACAGUUUAGUGUGUUGGUUAAAAUUAGACAUGUGUAGUUCGGUCUGAAUGGAAAUUCAGACUAAUUUCGGACGCGCCGAACUCUAUCUCAAUCCAACUAUCCUCUUAUGGGUUGGCAACAUAUGUCUGAUCUGUUGCAGAUCUCAUUGGCAGUUAUGCUAGCUAAAUUUGACUCUGUAAUAGAGUACACAUUCUGUGAUCAAACUUGUCUGUCUAAGCAACCCCGCAAGUGACCUACAAAACAAAUAUAGUGAAUGAAAGUGUAGUUCGCAGCCUGUGGCUUACAAUUUCCAAAAUGAGUGUGCUUUACAUAGUGGCUCUAAUGUCCUCUUACCUUUCCUGCUGGUUUCCUUGAUCUUUACCGAAGACAGUUUGACUUCGUAGAUGUCUACCGAUGACAUUCCUUUUAUUUAAUUUUUUUUGAUGCAAGUUCUCUAGAGAGGACAGACAAGAUGGCUGGGCAGUUCAGUCGUAUAGUAAUUUUUGUUUUCCACAGAUGAGGCCACCCCCCUAUGCAUGACAUAUAGUAUAUUGCUAUACAAAUAGUCAUCAUUCUUUAUACAAUUUAGUUAGUGUAAGCACUGCAAAUCAUGCAAAUUUGAGAAGGAAAUUUCAGCUGAUAAAACACCAUGAAACACAAGCUCUACUAUAAUCUCUAUACUAAUGUGUAGUUUUUAUUUUCUUAAUUUUUUUUUAACUUAGUUGAUCGGUUGUAUCAUUGGACGUCAAGGAGCUAAAAUAAACGAGAUUCGUCAGAUGUCUGGGGCACAGAUUAAAAUUGCUAAUCCUGUGGAAGGUUCCACUGAUCGACAAGUGACUAUCACUGGAUCUACAGCCAGCAUCAGCUUGGCCCAAUACCUUAUCAAUGUCAGGUAAGUUCCCUACAUUGCGUGGGGAAACUAAGGCUUGUUUUCUUAGUUGUCAUGGUGGUAUGCUUUUCUUUAACUCCUUAAGGACCAAACUUUUGAAAUAAAAGGGAAUCAUGACAUGUCACACGUCAUGUGUCAUUAAGGGGUUAAAGCCUCUUUUGAGCAGACCUUGUUCUAAUCUUAUUGUUCAAUAGAAACUUAAAAUUUAGGCUUGUUUUGUUUUUUAAAUAAAAGAGGAAGUCAUACAUAGAACAUUUAUGCCUGAAGGGAUUGUUACCUAGAACGGCGUGAUUUCCUUUAGUAACAUUAUUUUACCAUAUUUCCCAGGCCAUGUACCAAGUAUUGAUAGGCAGGAAACAGGUGGAAUUAAUGGGAUUCACCAAGAAAACGAAUUAAUGAAAUAACCAAAAUUCUAGUGUUCCUAUCUACCAUCACACCUCAUGAUAUAUUUCAUCAAUAAAAUACUUGUAUAUUGAUGAUUUUAUACUGUAACACUAACCUUUGUGCUUUUGCUAGUCUGACAAAGAUUGGCAUAUCUGCCUACCUCAUUUUUAGAGGUGACUGAUAUCUCCAUAGGCUUUAUAGCAACCGCUCCCCAGAAGCCUGCACAUGGUUUUUAUUGUAUUAAAUUUCCUGUUUCUCAAAUAUCUGAGCUGUAAUCCUAAAAAAUAUAACUGCAUAGUUGUUCUAUAAAUUGACUACCAUAAGCCACACUACUUGAAGAAAAAAAAACUCUAAAAUAAAAAUGCUGCUUCUAGUAAAAAUAUGCCUCUGGCUGCUUUGCAUUAAUUUGUGAAUGUUUUCCAUUUAGAACUUAAUUCUCAAAUGAGAUGCUACUGUGCUCCAUUGUGCACAAGUACUCAAUUCAGUCCUGCUUACAUUUAUCGGACAAACACAGUAGUUCAGUACUCCAUGCUCCCUCAAGGCCUGGCAGUGGAUUUUGGAUGCAUGAACUUUGUUUUUAAAAUAAGUUUUCCCCUCCCUGCCCACAACCACACUGCAUCUACCUUUUUUUUUUUUAAAAGUCUGAUGUUUAAAAUUGGCAUUAUAGUAACUGAACUGGCAUGGCUAAGAUCCCAUCCAGUUGAGUUUUAUUCUAAACCCAAUUUUUGUAGUGAACACUUUUGUAGGCGGCCCCGUCUAUUUUUAUCACAUGGCUUCCCAUAGGGUCACAGCAUUAAGAGCUGUGCUUGAGUUUCUAUGGGGAAUACACUCAUAAUCUGCUAAACUAUUUAAAGCAUGCAACCCAGAUCUUCAUUAAAGGAACACUUGCAUUAUGAAUACAAACCUGUAUUCCCAAUACUAUAAUCUCUAACAGUACUAAUGUUCCCUUUCCCUGUGAGAGCUCAAAGGGUAUAAAUCUUGCUUGCCUUUUUUAGCCCUUUCUGUGCCAGUCUCUGUCCUACUGGCUGGCGUCCUUGACGUUCAUGGGUGACCAGUGCGCAUGUUCUGCAAAACACCACACUGCACCAACCUGAUGGUUUCUGAGACCAUCCCUAUAGUGUUAAACUAGCCCCCUUUAUAUAAAUAAAAAAGGCACCUUAUUUCUAGCACCACGCAGGUCUGCUGGCAUUGGCUCUUCCUCCUUGGCGAAGAAGGUGGGCAUAACUAAACGCAGCCCUGGCCAAUCUGCAUCUUCUGAGCUAAAUUGAAUCAAUGCAUUUCUAUGGAGAAAGUUCAGAACUGAACCAGGUAGCACCUCUAGUGGCUCUGAAGAGUGGCCACAAGAGAUGUUACUAGGCAGCAUUAAAAAGCCUAGAGGGACAGACUAGUCACCAGAACUACAGCUUAAUGUAGUUCUGUAGAGUACAUAGUUUCCCUUUAACAAAAACUAACAUGAGUAUCAGAAUCCUUCCAUCUGACGGCACAGUAGAUAUGCAGAGGCAGCUUCCUUUGUUCUGAAGUGAUAAACUCACAUCCACUGUGUUAACCAUAUUGGUAGAGGAGGAAACAAACUAGGUAAGUAACUUUGUGUUUUGUUUUGUUGUUUUUGUGGGGGUUUUUCCCCUUCCCACCAGCAGUGUAGAUUAGAAUCAAAUUUGCUUGGAACUUGGUAACAUAUAUUGUGGAUGACAAAGUUCACACAGACUUUUAAUGGAACAGUCCAUAGGGAAAAUCAUAUUUAUUAAAUAUGCCCAAUAAACACAUGAGUUCACUUUUUAAUUUUCUCCUUGUUCCGCUUUUCCCCUUUGGGGGUAUUUCUGGAAAAAAUAACUCUGAGCCUGCAGCCUUUGCAUGCUCUCUCCUCUUUUCCAGUACAGACUUUGUCUUUGCUGGGAAAAACUCCAAUCCCUCUUCUCGUUGAGAAGCUUCUGCUGGAGGUGCAAUAGUGGCUUUACGAUGCCCGGCUCUGACAGAUGCCCAGACAUAUAAACUACUUCCGCAAGCUAAAGUGCUUUGUGUGUGGGGAGUGGUCCUUUUUUAAUUUUCUGUAAUGAAAGUAAGGCUUCCAAAUUAUCUUAGUGAUCGAAAAUAACAUGCAAUUUAAAAUGCAUGCAAAUUUGUAUUUCCUGCAGUAAACAGAUUUUUGUUUUGACAAGCAGUUUAUAAACUGCUGCCACUUGCUAUCGGUUAGGUAAUACCCUUAAUCUGCCGUGCAUGUCUCCAGCCAUAUCGGGUGCUGGUGUAGAAUCACAUAUAGAAUGCAUGUUUUUGUAACACUAUUUUGUUCCUUCCGUCCUACAUAUUUGUCCCUCUUUGGCAGCACUUUCCUGAAAUAGGACACCCAUCCUGAUGCCAACACACUGGCUUCACAUUAUGCUGAUUCCAGAACUGAGUGGUCACUUUUUUUUUUUUUUUUUCCUUCCUCUGAACCUAUCUUGGAAAGUGUGUGGCCGAUUCACGAACAGGGUUGUCCAAACUCUGGCCCUCCAGAUGUUGAACUACAACUCCCCCGAUUCUUUGAAUGAAAUAGCCAAAAAUUCAUGGGAGUUGUAGUUCAGCAACAUUUAGCAAACCAGAGUUUAGAGAACACUGUAGUAACUAGAGGUUAAACACAACUACAGCACAUGUAAUGUAGUUGCUUUGAUCUAGAAAUGCUGGCUGCAUAGUUGUAUAUGCAGAAUACCAAUAGACACAAUUCCAUUGUGUAGAUGGAAUUGCAUAUUAAAAGUUAACUUUUUUGUGUGUAUCGUAACAGUUCACAUCAGAAUAAAAAAAAAUAUUUUUUAAAACAUGGUUUAACCCCUUAAGGACACAUGACAUGUGAAAUGUCAUGAUUCCCUUUUAUUCCAGAAGGUUGGUCCUUAAGGGGUUAAACAGUCUUGGUGGGUUUGAUCUACCUGAUUUAUUUAAAAGCUGCUGGCACACUGUAAUAUUGGCGAUCACAGCCAUAUAUCUCCAGUAAUAUGAACCAACUAACAGAGUAGAAGAAAUGCUGUUUUUGUCUUAUUCUGUGAUGUUAGAAGUUAAGGUUUUAUUUUCAAGAAGAUUAAAUAUUCAAUCCUAAAACUGUUCAGUGAGGUUGUUUAUGAUAAUGGUUUGGCAGCAUUUAAUUUUAAUGUACUGAGUGAUUUGCUUUAAUUCCAAGAAAGUUCUAAGUAACUUUUUAAUAAAACAGUGGAACUUUACAAAUUGCUAUAGUCUCCCCUGGCAUAUAGUGUAAGUAGUACACUUGAAUACUCAGUACCACUUUGCUUGCACACAGCUUCCAUUGUUAUCCUCCUGUGCACCUCCGUUUGUUCCUACCCUCCCACCCACCCGUUUUUGUUUUGUUCCCUUUUUUCUUUUUCCUCUGUUACAGUCUAGAAACCGCUAAACCCUCCUCCUCCCAGAGCGCCACGACCCCUGACCUUCUCAGCAUCUCUCAACCCUCCACCCCUUCUGCCCCCAUCUCUCUGCUGGCUGCCACCUCAGCGGGGGGUGGUGAACCCACCUCAGUCUCCACCUCCUCUUCCUCCUCCUCGGAUACACCUCCCAAUCCCUCGACUGCCCCUUGUGUCUCCAAUCUGCUUGACAUGAAACCUGUCCCGCUCCUGGCUCUAAAUGUCGUGUCCACAGCCUCAUCCUCUGCUGUUCCUGCCUCUGCCGCCCAGAUGUACUCUAAAGUGAAAUCGGAAAAGCAGCGAUUUUCUCCCUACUGAGUUGCCUGUCGUAUGAAUUAUAAUUGACAGAACACGUUUAUUUUAACGAAUUGUCAGAUUAAAUUGUUUAUGCUGUUGAUCCACUGUAAUUCAUUUAGUGCUAGAUAUCAGAAGAUUAUAUAUAUUUUUUUUCCCCUCCUUUUGAAGAUGGCUUAGGGACAUAGGAGGUUGGUACAGAUAAGGGAGGCUUGCUUCCUGCCUCUCAUAUUUUUAUUUAAUUUUUUUCCUUUUAUUUGUAAACCUACACGUAGUGGUAGCUGUGUUUUUAUUGCUUAACUCAACAAAUUUAAAUGUUUAGCAUUUACUGUGAGGUAUGUUUUAAUAAAAACAGCCAUUGGUUUGUUAACCAUACAAGGCUCUAGUUGUAAUAUUUAUGCUGUUUUGAGUGUUGGGUGAAGUCCUUUACGAUAAAGCACUUUGCACAAUGUAGGUUUGAUCAGCAAUUUAAACUUAUUAACGUGUCAUCCACAAAUUAUGUGGACCAGAAAUUCACAUUUGGGUAGGUAUAGAUUUGAUAUGGACAAUGUGUUGGUGAAACUGCUGCAAAUGUAUAAAAGUAUAAUUUCCUGAAAAUGUCUCUCCCUCGGAUGUCUUUGCCUACAUGGCCUUCAGGUUAGUCUCCCACAUUAAAUUUUGCUAUGGCACAGACAGACUCCCCAUUUAAAGUUGCUUAACAAAAUACUUUGGUGUUGGAUAUGAUUUGACCAAAUACCAUAGUAGUAAUGGAUAUUUUGGUCUCCCUAGAGGCUUUAAAGUUCCCAUGAUGCUCUAGGUUGUAACCUGGUGGCACUUAGUGGAAAAACUGGAUUUAAAAACCUAGUUUUCCAAGGCCCGAUAAAGGUCCCUUCCCAGCGCUUGGAAGUAUUAUUUAUUGCUCAUAAUGUAGGGGUGUCAACAUUAUAUAAUUGUGGUGUAUAUGUGUAUCAGCCGGGGGAGGGAGGGGAUGGAGCCAAGCUGCCUACUUAUGAUCAAAAAUCCUUAGUGCAUUGUGAUUUAAAAUGUUCUUUCUGAAACUCCAUCACUCAUCGUAGAUAUUUUUCUGCAUGCUAACCCACACAAACUGGUAUACCUAUUGGGGAUCAACAGAUUAUUGGUCUGGCCGAUAUUCUGUAUUCUCAGCAAUAUCGGUAUCUGCCAAUAAAGAUACCGAUAUUGUCGAUAAUGCUGACCAGGGCUACCAUUAGGGUCCUGGGGGUGGGGGGGACCAGUACAUUCUUACUUACCUUCCCCGAGGCUCCCUUCAGUACCGCUGACUAACACUCCCGAGUCCUGCGAAUGUCAGAGCACUGCCACAGGUUAACGUGGCACACAAGCCUCAAAAGUUAGACUGGGGAGCUGCUGGGAAGGGAAGUUAAGUGUUGCUGGGUCCACCAGGGAAUACCAUAGCCACCCUCUCUGGCCAGGUAAUAAGCAGGGAGGGGGCUCUUAAACAAAAUGUAAAAAAUUAAAUAGUUGGAAAAAAAUGCGCUCCCUCUAUUUUACACACAUUACAUAACUACAGUCUGCAUUCAUAUAUACGCACUACACAAAUACUCUGCAUUCGUUAUACGCACUACACAAACACACUCUGCAUUCAUUAUAUAUAUUACACACUGCAUACACUACACACAUUCUUGAAAACCUAAAUUCUGACUGGCAUGUACACUUUAUGCAUUUACAUUAAUAAAAAAAAUUGGCCAAAAAUAAACGUGUUCAGUUAACAGACUUGUGUAGAAAGUUUAUUUUUUCAAAAUGGUAAAUGUACAGAUUAUUGGUAAACUAUCUGCCUGAAAGUUCAGAUUAUCGGUCAAUCCCCAAUACCUAUAAUAUAAAUUUUAUUUAAAUAUAUUUUUUACACUUUGUACAAAUCUUAAUACUAUACAGUCUCACAGAUGUUUGAAAGCUUUUAUAGGGGAUCUGUCACUUCUCAGGAUAUUUUAAAAUUGUUUACUCCCUCGAUUGAACAAAUUUGUGUGGUGGGAGGAAAAAAAUUGGAUAUCCUUUUUAUUUAUUUUUUUGUUUUAUUUUUUUAUCCUGCAGCUGUAUACCUCCAUCAUAGCAAACAAAAAUAAAGGAUAAAUCAGACUCCAUUCACCAAAUUGCUGCUGCUGGCCAGGUAAAAGUCUCAAGACAAAGAAAACAAUGGGUCAGUUAUCACAAAGAUGCUUUGGCUCUCUCCUGUGGCGCAAUUCCUCAUGCCAUGGUUAUUUAUACUAUUAAAGCUGCAAUGACUUGUGUACUCUGCUGGAGCAUGGUGUUUUUGUGGUAACCAGCUUAGUGUUUUCUACUUCCACUGUAGCCCCUUGUCAGUCAUGGUUAUAAGCUAUAUAUUUUUGUUUGUUAUAAGCAAUCUUUUGCAGUCAACAUAGAGAAAGCGUACAGAGAAACUGAUAUUUCUGUUCCUUUGCUAUGUGUGUCCGGAGUUUUAUUUAGUAGAAUGUUUCAGAAAAGUGACAAUUCCCCUUUAAAGACCCAAACUUUAUUCAAAUCUACAUUGACACAAUACCGUUUUGUCAGGUUGACUCAAUCCAUAUUGAUAUUGACUUUGCUGAGAAUUCUAAAAAAUUAUGUCAUAGCCCAGCAGUUGGAUUUUUUUUUUUUUUUUUGUUAAACUACUAAAGUAAAAUUCAAAACAAAUGCUCCACAUGGGUGGUGUUUUUUUUUCUUUCUGGUAUUGUAGGGGUUAAGUCAUACUACAAACAUUCAGGUCUUAAACAAUGGAGUGCCCCAACACAGCCUGGCAAGCCACAUGCAGCGAGAAGAAAUGGAUUUUGGAACUUUACUAACUGAACAUUUAGUUGGGCACUAAAAAGAGAAUCUAGACAGACCAACAAACUGGUGCAUUUAAUACAAAUUUCUCAACUCCUGUUGUACAAUAUCAUAAAAAUGUCACAAAUCAAAAGGCUAGAUUUUACUGAUCAGCACAACUAAUGAAGUGUGAAGUUACAGAAAGUUAAUAACUACAUUUGUAGACUAAUUACUUUAACCUAGAAAUGUGUCAACAUGAACAAUGAAUUUUUAAAAUCAUCUCUAGGAGAGAAAGUUAGACCUAUACUGUGCCUAAACUGAGCAAUUACUGCGGAUCGCAACCUCAUUGUUUAGAGCCCUUCAGUAUCCUUUACUAGAGGGAGAAUUCGAGGUGAAUGUCAAACUUAAUGCCAAAACAGCAGACUUGGAAAAAUUCUCUAAGUCAGCUAUGAUUUUGUAUUUGGCGUAAAAAAUUAAAAUUCCCUUUGAAUAAACUGAUACCCUGCCUGUGAAUUUGAAUAUGCUUAGGGACCUGUGUUGAAUUUGUAGCCAGUGAUCCUUUUUGGAACAUAGUGCAUGCCAUCUAAAAUGUGUAAGGAAGGUAAGUUAACUGAAUUGAUAGGUACAGCAGACAUAAGCUUUUUUUUUUUUUAAACAAAUGCAUAUUGCAUAACUUACAACUCUGAACAUGUUUUCAUAUAUUUGAGAUUUAUAUAUUACACAGUGUAAAAUGAUUUGGGGAAGUGAUGCAGGGGAAAUUAAAAUGACCGUCUUUAAAUGUACAUCUCUAACUGCUUUUAGUUGUUUGGUGUUUCAGUCUAUUUAGCAUUGUGCAUCUUGUAUUCUCAUCUUAGCCAACCCUGGUUUAGUUUCUAAAAUCUACCUUGUUGGGCCUUUAUAAAUUAAAAUGAAAAUCAACACUGUCCAUUUCAUAACUUAAUCACCUGUUUAAGCCGUUGAUCUGGUGCUGGAGACCCUUUUCCUCCCGCUCUUAGGAACCACAAUCAGUGUGUGUGUGUGUGGCUUGUGCUCCUGAAACUGGAUGUUUUGUUGGCUUCAUUAAUUGAUAAAGUUGGUUUCAAGGACAUCUGGCAUAAUUAUAGCAUAGCCUUCAUGGCUUUAAAAGAGCACUGCACACACAGCACUUCAGCUUCCUGAAGUCAUUUGUGUCAGCACGGUCUCCUUUUUAUUUGCAGCUUAAAAAAAUUAAAAUAGCAAUUUCAUAAAGUCACUUUUAUGAAUGAUUGCAGAAACACCACCUUUGUUAGACAGCUACAGGUGUUCUAUUCACUUUUCCAUAGAGCUAAGAGAAGAUGACCGCAUGUGCACAUGCUUUCUCCCCCAAAUCUCAAUGUACCUAUGAGCAUGCACAUCCAGAGAGCUAGUUCUACGCUUUACCAGUGGCCUCCCUGGAAAGCUGUUAGGCUGUGGCUCAAUCUGUUUUCUGUGUAACAGACGUGGGGGGGGUGUACAGUUACUUGGAAUAAUUCCAAGCAGUUUUAAGAUGUACCGUUAUUGGGGGAAAAUUUAAAAAAUGUAUGUUCUUUGUAGUGUCUACCUUCCCCCCCCUUCCUCCCAUAUUGCUAAAUGGAGUGUUUCUUUUGAGCAGUUACAGCUCACAUUUAAAGAUUGCUUCCCAUUUCUGGGGGUUAUUUUCAUGCUUUGCAUUAGAAAAUGACUUUUAAUGUGUAAUCAACAUGAUCCUGACUGCUUGUGAACAGGUUACUGUUGCAUUUAGUCUCUUAAAAUCUUUUUAAUUGCUAUUGUGUAUUUCCCUACUAAUGGUUACCAUGUGUUGAAGGUUUUAUGUAUUUUUAUGUAAGCCAGAAGUUGUUCGUCAAGCUUAUUUUAUAUAAUUUUUUUUUUCCCCCUCCUUAUAGGCUUUCUUCAGAAGCUGGUGGCAUGGGAAGCAGUUAAACAUCUUCCAACAUCACUCUCCUGUAUAGAUCACUGUCAGUCUGCAUAGCCCUGCAAACUUUUUUUUUUUUUUUCUUUCCCAGGUUUUAACUAGUUUGCAAACUUUUCAGUUCCCUUGUGCUUUCCCUCAUCCACUCGACCACUCAAUGUUUUUUUUUCUUUUUUUAACAAAAUGACAAUUUUUAAAUUGUUUUGGUUUUCCUCCAGCUGUUAAAACCUGCUGAUACAGAUUUUAGUUUUAUAAAAGUUUGUCCUGUUUAUUUUUUUUGGUCAAAAUGUAAAGAGUGGGGUAUUAAAUGCAUUUCAAUUUAGUUCUGUAACGUCAGGAUUUUUUCAGAAAACAAUUAAAUAAAGACGGACUGGAAUUUGAUUUUUGUGCUUUCCCUUCCACACAGUCUGCUACAGAAAACUGCAUGUCCUCUUAUAACCUUUUUACUAAAUUUGAAGUUUACAGUGAAGACCUGGUAAUAAGUUCUAUGCCACUGAAGUGGGAUAAUCCUAGUGUAGAGCUCUAGGCUCUUAGGUGAAUUGUAUAGAGAAGUGACUGCUUUUGGUUCACCUUGUUAAUUUGCGCUCUCUCCUAAACAUCGGUUAGUUGGCAAGGAUUGUAUUAAAUUUGUUAUGGAAGUCACAAAUUGCAGGAACAAUGUCAGCACAAACUUUAUCGCACAUGCCAGAAUAUCUAAACUGGACUUCUGAAAUAUAAAUUGCCAUCUGGAUUUAUACAUUAUUGUGACUGCCAAUACAUAGUGUGUUGAGGGGGAAAACCCUCUAAAUAUUUACACACUGUUGAGUUGGGUACAUAACUCCAUAUGUACAUUGAAACAAAUUGUAAAAAUGGAAUAGAUUAACUAGGUAAACUACUUUAUCCAAUUUUUCUUAUCAGUUAAAGGGAAGCAGUCUGCCUAUAAAUUGCGCUCUACCUUGCCAUGUAUUUCACAAUUGACAUUGGUAGAGGAGUUGCCAUUUCUCAAACUUGGAGUUUGCUCCUAUGUUGGUAUUGCCUGAACGUUGGAGCAGGGCUCAACACUUCUACUUGCUAUGUGAUUUGGGUACGUGGAAUUGUUUUCGGUGAGUAGGCAUUCUUCACCCCUGGUAAAUGUGUCAUCCAUACAUACAUGGUGUGUGGAUUUUCAGUCCUUACAAGUAGCUCACAGCUUGACAUUUUAAGCCCUAAAGAUUGCAUUCAGUUAAUAAAGUAGGAAAAACAAUCCGUUAAGGAUGUUGCUGCCAUUUCAUCAGGUUGUGGAAAUUGAUGACACUGGUGUUCAUAGAAGUGAUGUGUCAUUACAUGUAGAGGCAACAGUACAUGCUGGAUCUGUUUGGUGAUUUACUCAGUACUCAUGUUUGAACAAAGUUUUGCAGUUACCUGUAUUUUGGACAAUGAUCUACAAUGGUAAUACACAGUACUUAAGGGUUUGGUUAGUGUUUAUCAUUACGAAGAAAUGUUAUUAGUGUGUGGUUUUUUUAAUUUUUUUUAUUGCUACUUUAAACAUUAGGUGACGUGAUACUUGGACUUAAAUCACAUUAAAG